Myxocyprinus asiaticus (Chinese sucker) is the source of this 8190-nucleotide messenger RNA. RefSeq names its product leucine zipper putative tumor suppressor 3-like. The record is from RefSeq and is a predicted model, not a curated record. NCBI's taxonomy places the organism in Eukaryota, Metazoa, Chordata, Actinopteri, Cypriniformes, Catostomidae. Gene Ontology annotation, biological process: regulation of dendritic spine morphogenesis. The transcript is spliced from 6 exons. The coding region runs from base 176 to 2515 and encodes 779 amino acids. Gene Ontology annotation, cellular component: dendritic spine.
UCACGCAGUUUCACACGUUCAUUUACGCCGCAACAGCAGCGCAUCAUCCGGACAGACAGAGAGACGCGCCGCGUGGAUCCGUCGUGAGACAUGUGUGUGUGUGCGACCUGGCUCACUUCACGCCCCUGUGUGUUGGCGUCGCGAUUGGCGCAGUGAAGCACUCACGGCUCCUGGCAUGGGCAGUGUAGGGAGCGGUGCGUCAAGUCAAAGGCCCAUCACCAUGCGCAGCGUGGGCACUCGCACGACUCCUAACGGCCCACUGGCGGCUGCACCACCUCCUAACUCCGCCCGCCGACGAUUGGAUGACCGCAGCUUUAGCGCCGACCGAAUCCCCGGUCCAAGCACUAAGGCAAAGGGCGUCUCCGCCGACAGCUACAAUGCCGAAAGAGAUUAUCACGGCAACACUCGCAGUCACGGGGACUCCGAACGUACCGCGCCUCACAAUGCUAAUCGCCAGCAAACGGUCAAUGGCGAGAGGCUGGUGUCGAACACCAUGUUCACCAAUGGUGGGUCACGGAGGGAAGGUCACUGGCGCGGUGAGAGUCUGGACUUGUGUGGUAACAACAUCGUGCUUAACAACGACAAAAACAGCAGUCAUCAAGUACCAACACAGCACAAAGAAAUGAACAAAACCAAACCCGAUACUCAAAACCCACCCAACAUCCUGCCGGUCUCUGGAAAACUGGAGCAUGCACAGACCAACGACUCUCUGGUGCGUCCAUCAGCUUUCAAACCCGUGGUGCCCAAGAGCUUUCACUCCAUGCAGAAUCUGGUGUGCCCCCUUCAGACCAGCUCAGGGACAGGCGGGGGUCCGGGCAGCAGUGGCAGUCAAGGCAGCGGAGGAGAGAAGGGGAUCCAGAGCGUGUCUGGGGCCCAGUGGGAGCAGGACAGUCCCAGCAGCCGAGGGACGCACACCGGCGCAAACAGGCCCGGGCAGGGCUGUCUUUCCGAUUCCGGGCGGAACUCCCUCACCAGUCUGCCCACCUACACGGGGUCAAGCUACGGCCCUCCACCCGCGCUCGGCCCGCUCAGUGCCUCCACCAGCCAUAUCAACCGGCUGGGCACUGUCGCCCUGGAGAAACUCGAAAAACCAGGUUACCAGAACGGGCUGAGUGCGUCUGACAGCGGCCGCUCCUCCUCAGGCAAGAGUUCUUCAUCGUAUCAACGCCUAAGUCACCUGAGCGACGCUUCUGCACCUCUGAGACCUUCUCCGUCCUCAGAUGAUGUCAUUCAAGACCUGGAAGACCGUCUGUGGGAGAGAGAGCAAGAGGUGAUCCACAUGCGGCGUAACCUGGACCAGAGCGAGGCGGCCAUCGCGCAGGUGUUUGAGGAAAAGCAGCACGUUUGGGAGCGUGAGAUGGAGGAGUUGAGACAGAACUAUGCCGGGCGUCUGCAGCAGGUGACCCGACGGGCUCAGCGCACACAGCAGGCCCUGCAGGCGCAGAUCAGCCAUCUGCAGCAGGACAAACGCAGACUGCAGGACGAGAUGACUCUGCUGCUCGCUCAGAGAGAAGAGCUGGAGAAGAAGUGUUUGGACUACAGGAAGGAGCAGGCCGACAUCCUGCCCAGACUCGAGGAGACCAAGUGGGAGGUGUGUCAGAAGGCCGGUGAGAUCUCUCUUCUGAAGCAGCAGCUGCGUGACAGUCAGGGUGAGGUGACACAGCGAGCUGGAGAGAUGGUGGCACUGAGAGGCCAACUGAAAGAUCUCAACGCCCAGCUGAGAGAGAGAGAAGAGGCCGAGAUCAGCCUGAAAGAGUCCUUCUGCACAAAGACCCUGGAGCUUGAGCGCUGCGAGGCCGAACUACAGACCAUGCUGGCAGAGGUCACAGUACUGAGAGACAAACUGAGCGCGUUUGAGACAGAAGUCAGCCGGCUGAAGAAAGCCCUGAGUGAGCUGAGCUGCAGCAGUGCCAGUCACGCAAGCGAGCCAAGUUUGGCUGAAAUGGGGCAGCUGGUGGUGUCCCACAGCCAAGAGCGCCUCCUAUCCCCUCUGAGCCCUCCGGAGACGCCCACAUCUCUCCCUGCCCUCCCUCCUCUCACCCCACUGCCCGCCCUGCCUGCUCCAGACCCACAGCUAAGUGACGAUUCCAAGGUCCAGUGGCAGGAGUCAGGCGACCUGCGGCGACAACUGGAGCGUCUGCAGGGCGAGCUGCGUUUGGAGCGGCAGCAGCGCAAGCGACAGGCCAUCACCUUUGCGCAAGAGCGCCAAACCUGGCAGGACGAGAAGGAACGGGUGCUGAAGUACCAAGCGCAGCUGCAGCUCAGCUACGUGGAGAUGUUGCAGAAGAACCAGGCGCUGGAGGACCGCGUGGACAAGCUGGGAGUCCAGGACGCCACUCCAUCCCUGGUGCCCCCCGUGGCCUCACAGGAUGUCCCCACACCCGUUUCUGUCUCUAUAUCGCUCACCUCCCCCAUGUCUCCAGCAGAGGAGAACAAGAUGCCAGAUAUGCACCAACUUGCUCCGCCGUGGCCGGUUCCGACUCGACUGGAGAGGAUCGAGUCGACGGAGAUCUGACUGUGGCGAAUGUGAACUCGAUGAUGCAGUAAAACCUGUAAAGUCCUGAUCACACUCGCAUUCAGUACAAUCCAAAAAACAAAUGGUGACAGCUUCCGAGGACUGUCCAAGGAUGCCAUGCUUGUUUGGGGCAGGCGUUUGGGUUGAGGGCUGGUUUGUUGGUUGGUUAUGCGCAUGUGUGUGGCCUUAUGAGCUGGUCGAGGGCUAGUUUGUUGGGUUAGGGUAGAGGAGCUGGCCCCAAGUCAGUAGCAUAGAGGAAAUAUGUGACACUCAGGGGUUAAGGGAACAGGAAUCACCAAAUCAGAUUAUAGAUGAAACUGUUUUCACAGCAAAAAAAAAUUUUCUUAUCAAGUAUUUUUGCCUUGUUUUCCAGUAAAAAUAUUGAAACAUUCUUAAAACAAGAUAAAUUUACUUGAGAACCAAAAUGACACAUAUAUUUAGAUAUAUUUUGCAAUAUUUUGUCUUGGUUUCAGAGAAAUCUAAUGAAAUUUGGUAGGGUUUAUGCUUAUAACAAGAAAAAAGUAUUUACCAAUGGGGUAAGAAAAAAAUUGGGUUUAACUCGUUAAGCUCGGAUUGGCCCAUCUGCGAGAAAUAAAUAAUCGUCAAAAUAUGAAUAACUACAGUCUUGACCAACACAAAAUAGAUAUCGUUUGAAAGCUUAGAAGAUCUACUUUCCAAUGCAUGUAGACAUUAUGACCAAAACUGAACAAGUGCUUUGAAAUUUGCAGAGAAAUCAGAAGUGUUCCAUUUUGAAAAUGUAUUUAAAAAAUUGCACUGUACAUAUUACUGCAAUCAGUAAAAACAUCAAACUGAUCAAAUAGCCAUGUGUCAUAUGUUGUUGGAAAGCUUUUAAAGAGUAGAAUACAACCAGCCUAUUUGUUUUACUCACAGACAAAAAUAUAGCGAGUAAAAGUAUAUGUCUUUGACAAUGAAGUUGGUGUUACUUAUAUGCUGCGUUUUUGUUUAUAACUUCACAAAAAAUAAACAGAACAUAAAUAUCACAUAAUAUUACUUAGAGGAGGUGAUUAUCUUUCAAACGAGCCCACACACAAGAUAAUCAGAUGUACAGAUCAUUAGAUAAUCCACAUGAAGCACAAUGUUACAUAUGGCCACCAGGAGAUGGCGCCAAAUACAUGACACAGACUCAAUGAUGACUCAAAUGACACAGAAUGAAACACAUUCUGUGAAAUCUCAUUAAUAAAAUCAUGUCUGCAUGCUAUGCAAACCUUUAGUCAUUGUUGUGUUUGCAUGUGUAAUUAGUUCUUAUGUACAAUUAUUAUGUUUUAUUUGUUUGGAGAUGCUUUUGGACAUAUAGAGCCAUUUUUGGACACUAUGAUAAAUUAUUUUUGUAAUGCUUUGAUUGCUUUGUCGUAUCAACAAAAUUUUGAUCAGAUACAGUUUUUUGGAGCCACCUUAUUUACACCCAGAGAUAUAUGUAUAAUGUCAAAUAAGUGAUUUUUCAGUAGUUUCUUAGACUGAGAGUCUCAGAUUGUAUCAUAAUCUAUAUCAUAAUUUUUUUUUAAAGUGUUCUUUACGAUGAUACCAAACACUUAACUCUCCUUAUUUCUUUUGUUGAGCUAUAAGCCUUUAUUUUGGGUAUGCCACUGGCACUGAAAGAGUAAAUCUAUAAAAACACCUUCAGAGUUUAAAGGGUUAAAAGAAAAGCAAGUUUAUUUUUCUUACCCCAUUGGCAAACAGUUUUUUCUUGUUUUAAGCAUAAACCACACCAAAUUUUGUUCUAUCUUUCUGAAAACAAGACUUAGUAUGUUUAUCAGAUGUUUGUGACAACAAUUAGAAUUUGAUGCUUUCCUCUUGAAGAUGCAAGUGUGCUAUCUGAGCUAAUCUGAUAAACAUCUUAAAAAGAGCAGAUUUACAUACGUUCUAAACCAUACAUGUCUCAAAGACAUCUACUGAACGUCUAUUUGAAAUUUGAGAGGAAACGUGUUAUAGACAUUUGGCAGAUGACCAAACAAUCUUAAAAAAAAAAAAACGUCUUCCAGAUGAAAACGCACACAUCAGACAGAUAUCUGGGUAAUGUACGUGUGCUCUCUGGGUACUCUGUGGACAACUGCUGCCUGCACACAAACAAAACAACAGUUAUGAGGUUAAAAAAUGCAGGAAGUUUCUUAAAUAGAAACUGUAAGUAGACAGAAACUCUCCCAUGGUGCUUAGACACAACAAAUUGUCACGUUUUAGAAAUAUUAGGACCAUAUCUUAGUGCCAGUCUCUAGAGAGUUUGGGUUCUGUUGAUAUUUGUUGGAUUGAAAGGCUAGAAACAUACUCUACGCACGUACAGAGAUGCAAAUGUUUGGCCAACUAAUUGCAACCGUGCAGUCAUGAUGUGCAAACAUUUGCAAUACUCUGGCGGUAACACAAGGGGGCGAUAGAGUUUCCUUCAAAUGUCUGUACCAUUAAAUUGCAUAUGCUAUGAUUCAGGUAGCUGCUAUAAACAUGUAGACAGUUUAACCAACUUUAAAUAUCUUGCUCAGCAAGAUUUUCUUCAAACAGUGCUCCACCAUGACUGUGGUUGAUCUAAAAGAGAAAACUCUUAACACAAUGACACAUGAAAUCGAACUCGCGUAACUGGAAGUGUUUGCGUUCAUGUACUUGCGUUGAGUAUAUUUCAGGCCUAAGGCCUAGUAUGGUACCGAGGAGCGCUCAACCCUUCUGCUCUAUUGCCCAAAGCAGAGGCGGAGGACGUAUAUUCAUUUCAACUCAGAACGAACGUACUGUAUCACCUGAAUUUUGUUUUUGCCCUUUUCUAUGUUUCGAGCAAUGUAGAGUGCAAUAAAGCGAGAGAUUGAGAUUUAAAAAAUAAGUGAAUAUAUUAGUGCACCUGAUACUUCGGUCACAGACCAUGUUGCUUUUCAUAAAGGACUCGGUUGUUGUGAACAACUGCUAUAUAUAGAAUGAGGUUUGGAUUAUGAAGCUGCUAGACAGAGGGAGAAAUAGACAGCGGCUGAGCCAAAACGAGGAUGAUUGUAGACGUUUGAGGAGUGUGGUUUGGAUCAAGACUGAGACAGAGGCUGUGUUCUGAAUAGCAUACUAGCAGUGUUGGGUAAGUUACUCAAAAAAGUAAUCCACUACAAAUGACUAAUUACAUCUCUUAAAAUUAUAAUUAGCUUACCAAAUACUUCAGAGAAAAAUAAUUGCAUUACUAAUUACUUAAAUUUUAGUUACAGUCUAAAACACUCAACAAAUUCAAUGUCUAUAUAUAAUAAUGUCUCUAUAUAAUAAUACCUAAAAAAGCAAACAGACAUACAGUACUAGAGGUAGACCGAUAUAUCGGUUUUACCCAAUUAAUCGGUGCCGAUAGUUGCCUUUUGGAACUAUAUAUAUUAAUGUCAAAAAAAGCAAACAGACAUACUAAAGGUUGACCGAUAUAUCGGUUUUACCCAAUUUAUCGUACCGAUAGUUGCUUUUUGGACUAUAUAUAAUCGUGUCUAAAAAAGCAAACAGAUGUACUAGAGGUAGACCGAUAUAUCGUUUUACCCAAUUAAUCGGUGCCGAUAGUUGCCUUUUGGAACUAUAUAUAUUAAUAUCUAAAAAAGCAAACAGGCAUACUAAAGGUUUACCGAUAUAUCGGUUUUACCCAAUUUAUCAUGUUGAUAGUUGCUUUUUAGAACUAUAUAUAAUAAUGUCUAAAAAAUCAAUCAGGCAUACUAAAGGUUGACCGAUAUAUCGGUUUUAACCAAUUAAUCGGUGCCGAUAAUUGAUUUUUGGAAUUAUAUAUAAUAAUGUCUAAAAAAUCAAACAGAUAUACUAGAGGUAGACCUAUAUAUCGGUUUUACUGAUUAACCAUGUCAGUAGUUGCUUUUUGGAAUUAUCGGUUAUCGGCAAAAAAUGUGCCAAUUGUUGCCGAUAGUUUUUUUAUUUAAUUUUUUUAUUCCUCAUCUAUAAACCUCAUCUGUUAAAAUAUAUUUAAACAAAUCUUUUUAUCUGUUGAAUAUACAGGCUAUAAAAAGCUUCAUUUGUAAAAUACAUAUAGAGCAAGUGUCUGUAAUUUCAAAGCAAGAGUCCCCGGUGUAUUUUUUGCACCACCUUAGUUUUUGUUAUCGGCAAAAUCCACUAUUGGUUGACCUGUAAGAUGUACAUAUGGACAAUGCAUUGUACACAAUAUUAGAAAUGUUACAUAAAUAAUAUCUUUCAAAAUGACUACCUUAAUUGAAAGUCAGCAAUUGUAAUCUGAUAACAAGAAUUUAAAAUACAAUGCAUUACACAACUUUUUGUAAUUAGACUACAGUAACUAAUACUCUGUAACACUGCAUACUAGUAUGUAUAGUGCCUACAGUAUGCAAAUCUUUUGUAUGCAUAGAAUACCAGAAUGAUCUACUACAGCACUUACUGCUUACUGAAUACUGUGCAGAAUGCACUGUAUACUGCAUACUAUUAUGUCCAAUUUCUAAAUUUGUGCUCUGUUGUAUACUGCACUUUUUGGCAAAUGUAGGUCAUGCAGGAUAUCCAUGCAUACAGAAAAUUCACAUACUUUGCACAAAGUACCUACUGCAUACUUCAGAACUUCAGUACGAUUAGUAUGUUAUUCUGAACCUAGCCAGAGAUUUUGACAAAUCGACUACGGGCUCUGACGAGGGACAAAAGCGGUUUGCUAUUUUAGUGCUAGCAUUUUUUAAAACACCUUUUGUCACAAAGUCUUUAGCUUAUCCUGUAAGCUAUAGAAAUUUAAUUUAACCAAAUCUAUGAAUUUCUGCCCCACUGGGGUUAGCAGGUCUUUAUUUAAUAUGCAUAAUACCUCGGAUGAUCUAUUUUUUGGCUACUGUAAAGCCACAAUUUUUAUGAUACUGUUUUUUAUUUAGUCAUAUCACAGCACCAACAAGUCAGAUUCCUUUCUUUUGGAAAUGAAGAUUAUCUGGUCUGUCCGUGCUGAAAUAAAAGCAAAUCAGAGCUGAAACAAGCACAAACAAUUAGUCUAAUUCAGCCAUACACAAGCUGCAUUCAAGUUAUUUAUAUCCCACAACCUAACGCUAUAGAAACGCAAUAGAAAUAUUGAUGUGGGAGACUUCAGUGUCGAGUAUGGCUCGGCUCUUCUGUGUUUUCUGAAUGCUUGUGCCUCUUAUUUUCUCUCAUUAUUAGAGUAAUGCCAUAUUUGAGAUAAUCAUCCCAGUUCCAUGGGGCUUUAUGACACUAGGUGUUAUAAAAGAGACAUACCGGAUAAAGCUUUAGGUGGACGCCACACCUCUGCUGUCUUUGGCUACAUUGCUGCUAAGUGCUUUUGUUGUGUCCUGCUGUAUUCUUGUUAGAGACAGAGGCAAAGUCGACUGCAUGUAAAUAUCACCAUUCCUGAUGUGUACAGAACUAUUCUAUCCAAAUAUACCGAGCUAAUGCGUGUGAAUACUUUUGUGAAGUAAUGACACUGACAUGUCAGCUUUUAUUUUUCAAAGUAUUAAUAUAGGAAUAUAAUAUACAUAUAUGAGUCUUAAAACCUUUAAUCGGCUAUAUUACUGUAAAGUCAUACGUUCAAGAGUCCUAUAUGUGUUUGCCCGUUCUCUAUCAGUUCUGGAAAUGUAUGGGUGAGCAAUAUGCCACCGAGGUUUUUGUAAACAUUCAACUUUUUCUUUUUUCUUUUUUCAUCUUUCUUUUUUUUCAGGAUUUGCUUGGGAAAAGCAUAUCUUAGCAAAUAUUAAUGUAAAUAAUAAAGAUGUGUAUAUGAAAAAUUA